AUGAGAUCCUUUGACCUUUUCUUGCUUGUCUUGGCCAUCGUCUUCGCCUCUAGCACUGGGAAGAGCAUUCCCACUACCACAGCGACUUUGACGGAUAAGCAAACUAUACAAGCUGAAUCUGGAUUUAGCAUCGAAUCUGGGUAUAGCGUCGAGAUCACUCAAAGUUUUGAGGUUACUUUCUCUACUAUAACCAACUACAAUGCUACUAUUCAAACUGCCUGUCGACAAGGAUCAGUUGCAAGUGUUUUAGGUGCUUUUAAUGAAAUACAUACUGCUAUGAAUCGAUUAAGCAAAAAUUUCGUGAUCUCCCUUGUUUUAUCUCGUCAAGCUGCUGUUUCUUGUGCUUCAAGAUACACAGAACUUUUAAUGCAAUUUCAAUUAUUGAUCCGAACAGUAUCUGAUUACCCAAUGAUGAUCAUGGCUUGUCAACCACUUAUGUUAAGAUACUCAAGACAAUUUCAAAUGAUGAAUUCAUAUUUCUCUCGUUGUGGUAUAAAUAUGAAUUCUUUAUUACAAAAGCAAGUUGGAUUUGAUGCUCGAAUUUGGUUAAAGUUUGGUAUAAGUUUUGAAGCUGGUUUAGGAUUUUGA
This is a messenger RNA of Melampsora larici-populina 98AG31, 588 nucleotides long. RefSeq lists its product as uncharacterized. The record is from RefSeq and is a predicted model, not a curated record. Bases 1 to 588 code for a protein of 195 amino acids. NCBI's taxonomy places the organism in Eukaryota, Fungi, Basidiomycota, Pucciniomycetes, Pucciniales, Melampsoraceae. The transcript has 4 exons.